This is a messenger RNA of Candidozyma haemuli, 1497 nucleotides long. RefSeq lists its product as uncharacterized. The record is from RefSeq and is a predicted model, not a curated record. Gene Ontology annotation, molecular function: transmembrane transporter activity. Gene Ontology annotation, cellular component: membrane. NCBI's taxonomy places the organism in Eukaryota, Fungi, Ascomycota, Pichiomycetes, Serinales, Metschnikowiaceae. The coding region runs from base 1 to 1497 and encodes 498 amino acids. Gene Ontology annotation, biological process: transmembrane transport. The transcript has 2 exons.
AUGGGUGCUAAGGAUAAGCUGCUUGUGGCGAUUGAAGAAAGACCUUCUCCAACGGUUUCUUUGGAUAAACCGUCUGUGGAGUGGGUGGAAGAGCUGAAGGAUGAGGAAACUGGGGUGGUUGAUAUUGACCAGUACUCAGAUAUUGACGAGAAGAAGUUGCUUUGGAAAAUCGAUUUACAUCUUAUUCCGCUUUUCACGGUGUUGUACUUGCUUAGUUUCUUGGAUAGAGGUAACAUUGGAAACGCCAAAAUCGAAGGUCUUGCUGAGGACUUGAACCUCGAGGGAAACCAAUACAAUUUGUUGUACAUUCCAACCACCAUGGUCUUGUGGUCUAUCGUGAUGACGUUGAUGGGUACAGUGCAAAACUUUGACCAGCUCAUGGCAACAAGAGCUCUUUUGGGAUUGUUUGAAGCUUCGCUUUUCCCAGGUAUUUCUUACAUUUUGUCGAUGUACUAUAAGAAAUCGGAGAUUCUCGUGAGAGAAGCCAUUUUCUUUAGUGCUGCUUCCAUUGCCGGUGCUUUCUCGGGUCUUUUGGCUGCUGCUAUUUCCCAGAUGGACGGUAUUGGUGGUUAUGAAGGCUGGAGAUGGAUUUUCAUCUUGGAAGGUUUGCUUACGUUUGUGGCUGCUGCUGGUUCCUACUUCUGUUUCCCCUUAUACCCUAAGGAUAGUACUUUCCUUACUCCUCGUGAACGUGAGUUUGUGGUGAACAGAGUGAAGUUUUCCUCCAACGCUGAAAACCAAAAGAUGACUGGCGCUGGCGCUCCUCCAUCCAUGAACUUGGGUGAGGAUAACUCUGGCAACAUCUCUAAUGUCUGGGCAGUGUUCAAGGACUGGCAAUCUUGGUGUCAGCUUAUGACCUACUACGGUAUUUGCGUACCUCUUUACGGUGUUUCGCUUUUCACCCCCACCAUUGUGAAGAACUUGGGUUACACUUCUACCAAGGCACAGUUGAUGUCGGCUCCAGUUUACAUUGUUGCAGCCAUCUUCUGUAUCUUCCAAGCAUGGGUAUCUGAUAGAGUCGGUCUUAGAACGCCAUUCAUGAUAUUCAAUCUUAUCUGUAUUGCUGUCGGGUACAGUAUAUGUUUGGCGCUAUCUCCUACUACACUGCCUGGAGCAGUGUAUGCUGGAGUAUACAUUAUGGCUCUUGGAAUCUACUCAGCGUUCCCACUUGUGGUUAUUUGGUUCUCGAACAACUUGGCUGGUUCUUACAAGCGUGCCGUUGGUAUGGCGUUCCAGAUUGGUAUUGGUAACUUUGCUGGUGCCUUUUCAUCCAACUUCUACAGAGAACAAGAUGCACCAGAGUAUACGCUUGGGCAUGCGUUAGAGCUUGGAUUCUCCCUCAUGGGUCUCCUCUUCACCUUCAUCACCAUCGCUGGGUAUGUUGCCAGUAACAGAAAGAAGAAGAGAAACCUUGCUGCUGGUAAGUAUGACGGUAUUCCACCAGAAGAGCUCGUCAAGAUGGGCGACAAGAGUCCGCAUUUCGUCUACCGUUUGUAG